UUAAACAUGAGGCCUCCAGCGCUUCGCUGUAGUGUGACAUGAUUCAAAACCAUUUGCUUGUUUUGCAAAUUGAAGCACUUUUUGCAUAGUAUUUCACAAAGAAUGGAUGGAAGAAGCAUGAUUCCUUUGAAAGACAUAGUGCCUUCUGCUCAAACCAAUAUAAAAACGCAAUUCAUACUUUUGGACAAAGGUAGGACAGCAACAGAAGGACAGAAUAAGACAUGCUUGGCUCUGGUUGCUGAUGAGACAGCUGCUGUGCAUUUCCAGUUGUGGGGGGAUGAGUGUGAUGCUUUUGAGCCUGGUGAUAUUAUCCAUUUAACCAAUGGCAUUUUCUCCUACAACAGGAAGAGUCUUGUGUUGAGGGCAGGCAAGAGGGGGAACAUAGAGAAAGUGGGAGAAUUUACUAUGGCAUAUGUGGAGACACCUAACAUGAGUGAGAUUCGUUGGGCUCCAGAUCCAAAUAAUUCAAAGAAAUAUGUGCAUGAGGCUGUUAUUUCCACCCAUUCUCGUAUUUUUCCUCCAUUGGCUUAAAAGCAAUAUGGUGGUUUUUGGUUUUGGGUGUCAAAUUUCAGAUGGCCCCAGCACUUCUCCUACCACCAAUGUUUCCAUGCUCUUUUACUUUUAAAUAAUUCAGCAUUUCAUCGUCCCUGUUGCAACCAUCACAUUGCUGACUUCCCCUCUCAUCUGUUGUGCCAUUCCUUGCACACUUGCCAACUCUGACACCAAUACCACCGUUGCCCUAAACAUCCCCUCCAGCUUUGUUCUCACCCAGCAUUUCCAUGUUCUUCUAACCCCUUUAGAGAAAAAGGAUAACAGAGAGAAAGAGGGAGAAAUACUUGAAGCUUCAAUUACCAAUCGAACUUGUCUAGCAUUCAUGUCUAACUUGAGUGUGUUUCUUCUAAAUAGUGGCUGCAUUUUGUUUUGAAAGGAAAACAUGAGACUCACAACUGGCUCCACCGCUUCUCAGUGAUGGCUGACAUGAUUCCAAGUAAAUUCUCUCUCUCUCCUUCUCCCUCUCCCUCCUUAAUAGAAUGUAAAAAUAUAGUAUUAUUUUUCAGUUUCCUUUUAAAAUUUUUCUAUUUUCACUGUGUCUUCAAUUUGAAAAUAUUUAUUUAAUCAUAAAAAAAGUUGUUCAGUAUUUAUGUGGCUUUUCAUGCUUUGGUCCUUAAAACUUAAUCCUCAACUUUUGUUGUUUGGCUUUU
This is a messenger RNA of Manihot esculenta (cassava), 1202 nucleotides long. Its product is annotated as SOSS complex subunit B homolog. Gene Ontology annotation, molecular function: DNA binding. Gene Ontology annotation, biological process: mitotic cell cycle checkpoint signaling; double-strand break repair via homologous recombination; response to ionizing radiation. The coding region runs from base 103 to 531 and encodes 142 amino acids. Lineage: Eukaryota; Viridiplantae; Streptophyta; Magnoliopsida; Malpighiales; Euphorbiaceae. The transcript has a single exon. The record is from RefSeq and is a predicted model, not a curated record. Gene Ontology annotation, cellular component: SOSS complex.